Guyanagaster necrorhizus is the source of this 876-nucleotide messenger RNA. Its product is annotated as glycoside hydrolase. NCBI's taxonomy places the organism in Eukaryota, Fungi, Basidiomycota, Agaricomycetes, Agaricales, Physalacriaceae. The record is from RefSeq and is a predicted model, not a curated record. The coding region runs from base 1 to 876 and encodes 291 amino acids. The transcript has 5 exons.
AUGUCGUAUCUGGGCUCCCUUCGAUCCAACGCCGCGCUGGUCGUUGCCCUAUCUCUCCUGACCAGUGUUCGUGCGCAUGGAUAUGUGGAGACUUUCGUUUAUGGUGGAAUAAACUACACUGGGUACCUUCCGUACAGCGAUCCGUACACUAACCCUGUCCCGGAUCGCAUUGAGCGCGUCAUUCCUGGUAACGGUCCCAUCGAGGAUGUCACUAGCGAUGACCUCCGUUGCAACACCGGUGGAACAGCACCUGCUGCUCUUUAUGCUACAGUCGAAGAUGGCGCCAGUGUCGAGAUGCAUUGGACCACCUGGCCCACCUCGCACGCGGGGCCUGUCAUAACGUACUUGGCUCAAGUUCCCGACGGUAGCAACAUUACUUCAUGGGAACCUGGUACCGAUGCUGUGUGGUUCAAAGUAGAUGAAGCUGGUUACGAGGACGGAAAGUGGGCCGCCACCGACAUCAUGGUCGACGAGCAGGAUAGCGUUUGGUAUUGGACCAUCCCUUCCGGUCUGCAAGCCGGACAAUACCUUGUCCGUCAUGAAAUUAUCGCCCUUCACCAGGCUGAAACCUACCCAGGCGCUCAAUUCUAUCCUGGUUGUAGCCAGAUUGAAGUUACUGGAUCUGGUUCCGACUUCCCCGACUCAUCAUACUUGGUGUCCUUCCCAGGAGCGUACGCUGGAACAGACCCUGGUAUUACCUUCAACAUGUACACUACUUUCGAUAGCUACACUAUCCCUGGACCUGCCCUUUGGACUCCUGGAGCAGGGGCUGCCUCAUCUACAGCUGCUUCUGGGGCAUCCUCAACCGCCGCCUUGGAUGCUAUCUCCACUGCUGUCUCCGGUACCACCUCCGCCGUUGAGACCACCUCGGGUUAG